Messenger RNA from Liolophura sinensis, 4963 nucleotides. Its product is annotated as dehydrodolichyl diphosphate synthase complex subunit DHDDS-like. The transcript is spliced from 8 exons. Gene Ontology annotation, biological process: polyprenol biosynthetic process. Bases 244 to 1290 code for a protein of 348 amino acids. Gene Ontology annotation, molecular function: ditrans,polycis-polyprenyl diphosphate synthase [(2E,6E)-farnesyl diphosphate specific] activity. NCBI's taxonomy places the organism in Eukaryota, Metazoa, Mollusca, Polyplacophora, Chitonida, Chitonidae. Gene Ontology annotation, cellular component: dehydrodolichyl diphosphate synthase complex; endoplasmic reticulum. The record is from RefSeq and is a predicted model, not a curated record.
UUGAGGGACUGUUUGAUGCAUGUGUUGUGUGAAUUAUGAAAUAAAUUACUCCUAGAAUCUCUCAAUCAUAAGACUUCGUCGGCUGUGCAUGGCUACUUCACGCCACAAAUGCUGAAAUUUGAACUACUGAGUCCACUGACAUGCCUCGUGACAGCUGCCGGCCCCAUGGCGAGAAUGUAGGUCACAGUGGGUCUCCACGUUGUGACUUAUAACUGAGUGCACACGCAAGGCGGAAGAAAAGCAAUGUCUUGGUUUCCUGAACGUGGUGAACGUUCCUGGUUAAGAAAAUUCUGCACACGUGUACUGAAAACAGGUCCUAUACCCAAGCAUGUAGCAAUCAUCAUGGAUGGUAAUAGGCGAUUUGCUGUGAAAAACAGCAUGGCCAGAGCUGAGGGACAUCUUAAAGGAUUUGACAAGCUAACAGAGACAUUGGAAUGGUGUCUGGAUUUAGGCAUCAUGGAGGUCACAGUUUAUGCCUUCAGCAUAGAAAAUUUUAAAAGAUCAAAGGAAGAAGUUGAAUGUUUGAUGGAACUGUCUCGCAAGAAGUUUGCCAAGCUGAUGGAAGAAAAGGACCUCUUAGAGAAGCAUGGUGUAUGUAUUCGUGUUUUGGGAGAUUUGUCCUUACUGCCUCAGGACCUUCAGGAAACUAUAGCUGAGGCUGUCAUCUUGACAAGGAACAACACCAGGGCACGAUUGAAUGUAUGUUUCUCCUACACGUCCCGUAAUGAGAUUUGCUGUGCAAUGAGGGACGUCAUAGAAGGGGUUCGAAUUGGACUUAUCAAGGAAAGUGAUAUAAGUGAAGAUGUUCUGGACAGAUGCAUGUAUACAGCACCUUCUUCCAGCCCUGACCUUCUUAUUCGUACUUCAGGGGAAGUGAGGUUGUCAGAUUUCUUAUUGUGGCAGGCAACCUUCAGUGUGUUGUCCUUUGUUCAGGUGUUGUGGCCUGACUUCAGCAUAUGGCAUCUGUAUGCUGCUAUAUUACAUUACCAACGAAAUCAUCAUGAUGUAAAGAUGGUGGAGAAGAGAAACAAAGAUAUUGAUCAAUCAUUGGUACAUGAUUCUGAUGUGAUGAGUACCCAGGAGUUGACGUCAAACACAAACCUGGAGAAACCACCUGUAUCGGAUUUCCACAACAGUACUCUAGACGACAGGAUAGAGGGCUAUGUUCAUUUACGAAAACGUAGAAUACAAACAUUCUUGGACCAUGUGCAUAGUGAACGAAGCCGUGUAAUGGAGGACACGUUAGGCCAUGCUAGGACGUGUCCAAAACUCUCUGAACCGGCAGGGUAACGUGGGGCACACACAACAAAAUCUCAGUCACAAGGAAUUAGUUUGUGUUUUAUUUUAAGCAGAAUAAGGUAACAUGCUUGUGUUUUGGUUAUUUAGACUGUUUUCAGGACAUUUUUCCAGUACAUGACAUGGUGAGGAGCUCUCCUCCCAUCUCCACCUGACUACAGUCAGAAAAAAAGAGAGAAAGUACAGACGUAGUUUGUGUCAUACCACGAGGAUUUAUGUCAGUGUCCAUUAACAGGUAAUGGAAUGGUAAGAUAAAUGUUAUGGUGGUACCUCAAAGGCUACUGCACAUACGGUGAAUGACCUAAAGUUUCAUACAUGAGUUACUGUCGUUUACUUUCGCUCGAUCUGAGUUGGCGUAAAGAUGACAGAAGAGAGUGAUUAGCGCCCCCCCCCCCCUCCCAUUUUAUUACCCUGUAUGACACUUAGAAGCUCUGGCUGCCUAUACUCGCAACAUGGGGUCAAGUCACUCACACUGAGGUGUGCAGGGCCGUGACCAUGUAAUUCCAAUUUAGUAUGUCAAUCUACACACACAUUUUGUUUCUUUACAGUCGGAACUGUCCUCGUAUUGCAGAAGAGUUCCUGCUCCCGCGUGUUCAUAUCGGGAACCUCCAUUAAACACAGAAAACAUAUGCCACACAAGAUUUACUUUCCCCCCUUUUCGGUAGCAAUGUGUGCAAGUCUGGAAUAUCUGUUUGAGUUGUUAUCACAUUAACAUGUCCACACAAGAACGUCACAGGUUUUAUAAACAAAAUAUUUUAUGAUUUCCUGUAUAGGCUUACAGUUUUGCCCAGAUGUGAUUUACAUGUCACCAGCAACAGAUCAGAUUAUUGUUCUGCCUUUCUUCAGCAGAAAUCAUGUGAUCAUUUGGUAGACACAUGGAAAUUGAUAAUUCCAUUGAUAAUGUAGAUAAAAUCAAUCUGUAUGACUAAAAUUUCAUCUGACGGGACUUGAUUAAAUAUGAGGUAAAUUAAGUAUUCAUGUUUACGAAAUAUGUGCGGAAGUUGACAGUGUUUCAAAUUACACCAGAAUGAACAAGAAAUGUUUAGCUGCAGCAGUGCAAACGCGCGUGUCAGUGUCGCUUUGAUUACAAUUCGACAUCUUCACCUCGUCUGCUAUUGGGCCUAGCUUGCAAGUAUGGAUUUGCACUACGCUCAAUUCUGCUACAGCUUUGUAUACGGAGAGCCCUCCAGUUUAAGAACAGAUAUUUGACACUCCACAUGCGGAAAGGUACUUCGUAAUCACGCCUAAUCUCCACAAAGUUUUUUCCCAAAUUCGCAUUUAUUACAAAAUAACGAUAAUAAAACAACCAACCUGUUGCGAAGUGCACGUACUAAACUUAUUAUGAUUAAAACUGAGGAAAACAUGAACUGUUGGUGGUAGGAGCAUAGAAUAACUGCUUAGUGAAGCGUGAGCUUGUUUAUUACAUUCUUGAAGUGUCGGGUAUAAUCCUCUGACCACCCCUGAUGCUCUCCCGCGGCGCUCAGCCAGUAACAACCACCACCAAUGCAAUGGUGGGCCUCCAUGGCUCAGUUGGUUAGCGCGCUAGCGCAGCGUAAUGACUUUCACCAAUGGAGUCUUUCAUCAAUGUGGUCGCUGUGAGUUCAAGUCCAGUUCAUGCUGGCUUCCUCUCCAGCCGUACGUGGGAAGGUCUGGCAGCAACCUACGGAUGGUCAUGGAUUUCCCCAGGGCUCUGCAGGGUUUCCACACACCAUAAUGCUGGCCGCCGUCGUAAAACACCAAUCAAAUAAAUAAAUAAAUAAAUAAACCAAUGCAAUGAAUCCUGGGACACACUUUCCGAGUCCCAGGGUGAAACUUUAGGCCAUUUACCAAACUGAACUGAUGUUUUGCGUACAUUUAAAGCACAAUACUGUGAGAGGAAUGUUCUGUCGUUGAUUAUCUGCAUGCAUAUGGAUUACAGUAAAUUACAAAAUUCACUACCUUCAAGUUUGUGUAUUUAAAUCGAUGCUACAGUAAAUGUGUUAGCACUUUAUAUAUUGAGCAUUCAUGUGUCUCCUGCAGACAGGUUCUUUGGAAGUCUGACCAGAUCUAUCUUUCACAGGUAUGCAUCAGGGUUUGACAGUUCAGGUUUAGUUCAUUACAGUAAAAUUUUCUCUUUAUGUUGUUGUUGUUGUGUUAAAUUGGCCUUUAUGUGUAUUAUCUGAUAUUAAUUUUACAUUGUUAAGAGCAAAAUAAUACAUGUCUUCCUGUGGAUGGGAUUAAAAAUGGAUGACAACAGCAAUUUAUUUUCAAAUAAGUUAGAGCAUGGAUAUAUACAUAUCAAGUGCAAGUGAUGAAUAAUUACUAAAUUACUGGCUGCUUUUUUUUUUAAAAUUAUGUGCAAUUAGUGGUUUGUUUUUUUUUUCAUGUAAUAUUUUGGUGAUGAGACAAGGUCUGGGGGUGUUGGUGCACAAAGUCUGUGUUUUGAAUAAUCAGUGUAAUUGUUAUGAUUUGAUUAUAUGAAUACGAGAAUGUUGAAACUUUGAAUGAAACUGUAAUAGCCUGUUUAAAACAUUCUGACAAAAGGCAACUUUUCAUGAGAUGCCCAGUAUACACAAGUAGCAGGGAGGUGCCACUGUGCUGUCCAUUGUGACACUGGGACCACAUUUUUUUACAUUGAAAAAAAUUUCUAUAUAACUUUAUGCAAAAGACAGAUGGGCUCAAAAUCUUUUCUGGAGUAUUAACUAUGAGCAGUGUGGAGGUACAUUUUAAGUUGUUUAGCGUUCAACAGUGCUGCAGUCAUAGAAACUGUAGUAAAGACCAAAAUUCAUUGACCGACAUGGUUCAAAUAAUAUGCGCAUAUGUUCUACUUACAACAAGGAACCCGGGUGUAUUUUCACUGGAGCAUGUCUCAUUGUCAAAUCUUGUAGAAAUUGCUGGCAUUUACUGGAUGUCUGCUAAUGUUGCAUCAAGAUCUUAUCAUGGAUUCAUUCUCAUCUUGACCAGAGUUAUAUCAAACAAUGGCAUAGCAGUAAUGUUUUUUUGCUGUAGGUAAGGAUCCGAUUUGUAUAUUCAGCUAUUUGUAUUAUAAAGAUUGGAGACAUUCAUAUAUAUGUUACAUAUAGGCGUGUUGAAUUCUUAUAAUUCAGGUUCUUGGAAAGAAGUUAAAAUGUAUUCCUAAUGUGUAUAUUGUUGUGUAUAUAAGUUUAUCUGGUCAGGUGUAAUAUUUCAGAAAUAAGCGAUUGCUUGUGUGGAUACAUCGCACCACUCCAUGUGUGGGGGAAACUCUGGAUGUGGGUACUAUUUGAGCAUAUAUGGCCGUAUGGUUCACAUGGUGGACACUUCCCGUAUCAGUGUGAUUUGAUUUAUAAUGGCAAAUAUUGUUCAUUUCUAUUUCUAUAUCACAGUAUCACAAAUAUUCCACGUUACCAUAAUGAGGGAUACGUGAAAAGAACCUCUGAGACAAAUAUUACGUUUUUAUGGGAAAUGAAAAAAUGGUCAGCCAUGCCAAACAAAAUUUUGUUUUCAUUAUUGAGGGUUAUUUUAUGUCUCUUAAUAAACUCUGUAUUUUAUGAACCUUUUCCGUGGUUGGAAAUUUUUCCUUAAACCAGGAAAAAAGUUUGAAAAUACAUGUACCUGUUACCAACAGGGUUAGCAUUGGUCAUUCCUAACCCAUCAAAGGAACCUUGUGAUCCAAACCAUUUAUGCUGUGGGGAGAGGAAACAAAACG